Durusdinium trenchii is the source of this 1850-nucleotide messenger RNA. NCBI's taxonomy places the organism in Eukaryota, Dinophyceae, Suessiales, Symbiodiniaceae. The record is from the annotation of a GenBank genome assembly.
CCUCGACACCUCCUGUCUGCUACGUGGAUCACGCCUGCUUCGUGGAGCGUUGGCUGUGAAUGUGCGCCUGCCGUCAAAGCGCGGUCGAGUGCGCGUUGGGCCUGGGAGCAGCACCAUGUGGCCCUCCCAGCAUGCCUUUGUCUCGGUGCGGUGGAACUUGGUCGUCGGCGCCAACCCCGUCCUUUUCGAGUAGGGUCCAAAGAGCCGAGGCGAAAAGACUAGGCAAGGUUCCAGGCGAGAGCGGAAUGAGGGCCUCGCGCUUCUGCUUUGAGGCUGCAGCCCUUGGAGCUGCGAUGGCCCUUGGAACUGGCGGCCCCAGGAGGCGACCACAACAUUGCACGGCCCAGACCUCUGGUGCCCAAAGGUUCGGGAGGCGGGCGAGUGGCGAUGCAAGCGGCCAAGAGACCCCUGGCACGAGGAGAUCUGAAGGCUGUGGGCGAUGCCUUAACCUUCGAUUGUGAGACAGGCAACUAUCACACCUUCUGCCCGAUUAGCUGUGUGAGCUGGCUUUACCAGAAGAUUGAGGACUCCUUCUUCUUGGUGGUUGGCACCAAGACCUGCGGCUACUUCCUCCAGAAUGCCAUGGGUGUGAUGAUUUUUGCUGAGCCUAGGUAUGCCAUGGCCGAACUCGAGGAGGGCGACAUCUCGGCACAGCUCAGCGACCUCGCCGAGCUGCGGCGGCUCUGCACACGGAUCAUCGAGGAUCGCAAUCCCUCGGUGAUUGUUUUGAUCGGCACUUGUACGACGGAGAUCAUCAAGAUGGACAUGGAGGGCAUCGCGCCGAAGCUGGAGGCGGAGCUUGGGGUUCCAAUUGUGGUGGCCCGUGCCAAUGGCUUGGACUAUGCUUUCACGCAGGGAGAGGACACCGUGCUGGCUGCCAUGGCAGCACGUUGCGAAGUAGCUGAUCAUGUGCCAACAGUCCCGGCGGCUUUGCCAGGGGCAAAGUCUCAUGCGCCCUUGGUGAUCUUCGGGUCCCUGCCGGAUACAGUGGCCAAGCAGCUGGAGUUGGAGCUGAAGAAGCAAGGCAUCACCGUCAGCGGGUGGAUGCCAUCCAGCAAGUACCAAGAUCUGCCUGAGGUCGGCCCUAAUGUGCAUGUGGUGGGAGUGAACCCGUUCCUCUCUCGAACUGCCUCGGUGCUGGUGCGGCGCAAAAAGUGCAAGCUGAUCAAUGCGCCAUUUCCGAUUGGUCCUGACGGCACGCGUGCAUGGGUCGAGGCCAUCUGCCAGAGCUUGGACAUUGAGCCACAAGGCUUGGAGGAGCGCGAGCGGGCAGCCUGGCAGGCGGCCAAGGAGUACACGGAGAUCCUCAAGGACAAGACGAUUUUCUUCAUGGGAGACAACCUGCUUGAGGUCUCCUUGGCAAGGGCCCUCACACGCGCCGGGAUGACGGUGCUGGAGGUGGGGAUCCCCUACAUGGACAAGCGAUUCCAAGCCUCCGAGCUUCAACUGCUCAUUGAGACCUGCAAGGAGAUGGGGAAGCCCUUACCGCGGAUCGUUGAGAAGCCUGACAACUACAACCAAGUCAAGCGCAUCUCCGAGUUGAAGCCUGACUUGGCCAUCACUGGAAUGGCGCACGCCAAUCCCUUGGAAGCCCGUGGCAUUAGCACCAAGUGGAGUGUGGAGUUCACCUUCCAACAUAUCCAUGGCUUUACCAAUGUCAAGGACUUGUUCGAGUUGGUAACUCGCCCAUUGCGGCGGAACCAGAGCCUGCCUUCACGGUGGAAGACCUUCGUUCGCAAUGAGGAGGCCGUUGUGGCGGAGGCGAAGAUGCCAGCUGAUGCACGAGUGGAACUUUGAGUCCGUUAAAAAUAGUGUGAGUGGAUCCUUUUGAAGUGUAUUCCAAAGUAAGG